AUGGCGAAGGCGAGGGACGACAAGGGGAAGAAGCCCAUGGCCAUGGAGAUAAUCCCCGAGGAAGAGACCAACGAAGAAGAGGAGUUCUCCUUCCCCGUCCUCCACCAAGAAGAGGAGUUCUCCUUCCCCAUCGCGGACAGCGAGGUGAAGCCGCCCUCGUGGCGGGGGAGCAAGAAGCUCGCGGCGGGCAUCACCGAGCGGGGCCGGCGGAUGCGGGCCGAGGACGCGACGGCGCAGCUUCUGUUUUACGCAAAUGAGGCCUUCUCGGCUUCGCAGUCUGCCACCCACCGGCUCCAGAUGCUGGAGUGGGCGUUCGCGGCGACGGGCGUGCUGAAAACCACCGUCAGGUCGGGCGAGGAGGAGGACGCGCCGCCGCCGCUGCCGCUGCGGUGCGCGCUCGGGUCGGAGCCCGCGCCCGAGUUCUUCGUGUGUCCCGUCGCCAAGAAGAUCAUGGACGAGCCUGUCGUUAUUGCGUCUGGAAAGACCUUCGAGCGAUCGGCGAUCGAGGAAUGGCUUGAGAAGGGCAACCGCACGUGCCCGCUCACCGGCGAAGUCCUUUCGAACACCAUCUUAAUACCCGACAAGAAAUUGACCGAAUUCAUACAAGCGUGGCGGUCGUUGUACGGAUACAAAGAAAAGGACAGGCGAGGCGAAGCAGACACCACGACCCCCGCAGACACUCCGCACUACUUCUACACUCACCUCUGGGGGGUAUCGGUAGCCUCCGGACCCAAAAGAACAGAAGCCAUGAAGAAACUCCGAGAGCUCGCCGCGACGGAUCGCUCAAUCCUGCAUCCUAUCCGCCGCGACCCCUCGGUUAUAGCAUUCCUAGUCCAACUCUUGUUCGAGAACCAUUGUAAGGACGAAAAGGACUCCGAGCUGCAGCGUGAGUUACUCGAAAUCCUUCGCAUCGGCGCCGAAUGCGAGCCUCAUAACGAGGCCUUACGCAGAGACCGGCACAUUAUCGCCGUAUUGUGCAUCUUAUUACGAGAGGAUGCUUCGAUCCGGAUUAAAACUACGUGCGCCGUUAUCCUCUCGCGUCUCUCCGACAGUUACACAGACAAGGUGAAAAUUGGCGAGUACGGCGUCAUGGGGCCGCUCGUGGAGCUCCUAAACAUGAGCUCCGCAGAAACGAGAGUGGCGGCGGCGUUGCUGAUCGCGAGCAUAUGCGAGGUGCGGGAGAAUUGGGGGAGGGCAUUCAAGGAGAAGGCGGGGAUCGCGGCCUUACACGCCAUGAUGGAGGGCGACGAUCCCGUGAAGGAGGCGGUCCCGAUCCUCCACGCGGUGAGAUCGUGCAGUCCGAUAUUCGACGAGGCGUUGUGCGAGCUGGUUCGUCUCCACGGAUCAGUGGACGCGCCGAAAUGGGCUAGCCUCGGGAUGGAGAUCAUCGAGGCCACGACCGACGAGACGAAACCUACGAUUGUGGCGGAUCACGCCAACGUGGAGAUCGCGGAGGUCCUCUGGUGGCUGCAGAAUCGGUGCCACUUCCCGCGAACCGUGGGAUAUAAAAGAGACCCCGCGGAUUACUGCGAAUGA
Ananas comosus (pineapple) is the source of this 1536-nucleotide messenger RNA. RefSeq names its product U-box domain-containing protein 9-like. The transcript is spliced from 2 exons. The coding region runs from base 1 to 1536 and encodes 511 amino acids. The record is from RefSeq and is a predicted model, not a curated record. NCBI's taxonomy places the organism in Eukaryota, Viridiplantae, Streptophyta, Magnoliopsida, Poales, Bromeliaceae. Gene Ontology annotation, cellular component: cytoplasm; nucleus. Gene Ontology annotation, molecular function: ubiquitin-protein transferase activity. Gene Ontology annotation, biological process: protein ubiquitination.